This is a messenger RNA of Jaculus jaculus (lesser Egyptian jerboa), 5815 nucleotides long. RefSeq names its product GRB10 interacting GYF protein 2 (gene Gigyf2). Lineage: Eukaryota; Metazoa; Chordata; Mammalia; Rodentia; Dipodidae. Gene Ontology annotation, molecular function: protein binding. Gene Ontology annotation, biological process: insulin-like growth factor receptor signaling pathway. Gene Ontology annotation, cellular component: vesicle; proximal dendrite; membrane. Bases 200 to 4072 code for a protein of 1290 amino acids. The record is from RefSeq and is a predicted model, not a curated record. The transcript has 29 exons.
GUGACGUGCGUGGCGACGUGUCGGCCAUCUUGUGUUGUUGAGGCUGAGGACUGACUUGGGUUCUGAGAGACUCCCUGUCCCGGACCGCAGUGUUAAAAGGACCUGAACAGCCUCUGCUCAAACCUCCUGCUGUGAACUAGCAGAACUUUUGAAUAGCAGGUUUCUCCACAUUAAAAAAAAAAUCAUUUUAAAAAUAAGGAUGGCAGCGGAAACUCAGACUCUGAACUUCGGGCCUGAAUGGCUUCGUGCGCUGUCCAGUGGUGGGAGUAUUACAUCCCCUCCUCUUUCUCCAGCAUUGCCGAAGUAUAAGUUAGCCGAUUAUCGCUAUGGGAGAGAAGAAAUGUUAGCACUUUUCCUUAAAGACAACAAGAUACCUUCAGACCUUCUGGAUAAAGAAUUCCUGCCUAUCCUACAGGAGGAGCCCCUGCCACCAUUGGCCCUGGUGCCCUUUACAGAAGAAGAACAGAGAAACUUUUCCAUGUCUGUAAAUAGUGCCGCUGUCCUGCGCUUGACAGGACGAGGAGGAGGAACAGUGGUGGGGGCUCCUAGAGGUCGAAGUUCUUCAAGAGGGCGAGGCAGAGGUAGAGGUGACUGUGGUUUCUACCAAAGAAGUUUUGAUGAAGUAGAGGGUGUGUUCGGUCGAGGCGGUGGCAGGGAAAUGCAUAGAUCACAGAGCUGGGAGGAAAGGGGUGACAGGCGUUUUGAAAAACCAGGAAGGAAAGAUGUAGGGAGACCAAAUUUUGAGGAAAGUGGACCAACAUCAGUGGGAAGAAAGCAUGAAUUUAUACGGUCAGAAAGUGAAAAUUGGCGAAUUUUUAGAGAGGAACAAAAUGGAGAAGAUGAAGAUGGAGGUUGGCGACUAGCUGGAUCAAGAAGGGAUGGAGAGAGGUGGCGUCCUCAUAGUCCUGAUGGCCCUCGUUCUACAGGCUGGAGGGAGCACAUGGAACGCCGGCGGAGGUUUGAAUUUGAUUUUCGAGAUCGAGAUGAUGAGCGGGGUUACCGAAGGGUGCGCUCUGGAAGUGGGAGCAUCGAUGAUGACAGGGAUAGCUUACCUGAAUGGUGUUUAGAGGAUGCUGAAGAAGAAAUGGGCACGUUUGACUCAUCUGGAGCAUUCCUUUCUCUAAAAAAAGUCCAGAAAGAAGCCAUUCCUGAAGAGCAGGAGAUGGACUUCAGGCCUGUGGAGGAGGGGGAAGAGUGCUCUGACUCUGAGAGUAGCCAUAAUGAAGAGGCCAAAGAACCUGAUAAGACAAAUAAGAAAGAAGGAGAGAAGGCAGAGAGAGCAGCACUUGAAGCUGGUGAGGAAACACCUCAGACUUCAUCAUCAUCUGCUAGACCAGGUACUCCUGAGCAUCCGCUUCAGGAAGUACCACAGUUUGAGAGGAAAGAUGAACCCAAAGCGGAACAAAUGGAAAAACCUGAGGAGGAUGGUCAUACUGAGAAGAGCCUGCCAGCCAAGGCGCCCAGCAGAGGGGAUGAAAUGGUUCCUGAUAUCCAGCAGCCCCUGACACAGCUCCCUCCAGACACAACCUCUCCUCUUCUCAUCCUUCCACCUCCUGUUCCUACUCCUAGUCCUGCCCUUCGGCCAGUUGAGACAGCCGUCAUCAGUGCUCCUGGAAUGGGCAGUGUUUCCACAGAGCCAGACGAUGAAGACGGUCUUGAACAUUUGGAACAGCAAGCUGAGAAAAUGGUGGCUUACCUCCAAGACAGUGCACUAGAUGAUGAGAGACUGGCAUCAAAACUGCAAGAGCACAGAGCUAAAGGAGUGUCAAUUCCAUUGAUGCACGAAGCAAUGCAGAAGUGGUAUUACAAAGAUCCCCAGGGAGAAAUCCAAGGUCCCUUCAAUAAUCAAGAGAUGUCAGAGUGGUUUCAGGCGGGCUAUUUCACUAUGUCUUUGCUGGUGAAGAGAGCAUGUGAUGAAAGUUUUCAACCUCUUGGUGAUAUCAUGAAAAUGUGGGGAAGGGUUCCCUUCUCUCCAGGUCCAGCUCCCUCUCCUCAUAUGGGAGAAUUGGACCAGGAACGCCUGACUCGGCAGCAGGAACUUAAUGCCUUAUACCAGAUGCAGCACCUCCAGUACCAGCAGUUUUUAAUACAGCAACAAUAUGCACAGGUUUUGACUCAACAACAAAAAGCAGCCUUGUCAUCCCAGCAGCAGCAACAGUUGGCUCUUCUUCUCCAGCAGUUCCAGGCCCUGAAGAUGAGAAUAUCUGACCAGAACAUCAUUCCUUCAGUAACUAGGUCUGUGUCGGUGCCAGAUACUGGCUCUAUCUGGGAGCUUCAGCCCACAGCCUCACAGCCUACAGUUUGGGAAGGUGGUAGUGUGUGGGAUCUUCCCCUGGAAACCACGACCCCAGGCCCUGCCCUGGAGCAGCUUCAGCAGCUAGAGAAGGCCAAAGCUGCAAAGCUAGAGCAGGAGAGAAGAGAAGCAGAAAUAAGGGCAAAGCGGGAAGAGGAAGAGCGAAAGAGACAGGAAGAACUUCGGAGACAACAGGAGGAAAUUCUCCGGAGGCAACAGGAGGAAGAGAGAAAAAGGCGGGAGGAAGAAGAGCUUGCCCGAAGGAAACAGGAAGAAGCGCUGCGGCGGCAAAGGGAGCAAGAAAUUGCACUGAGACGCCAGCGAGAAGAAGAAGAAAGACAGCAGCAAGAAGAAGCUCUCAGAAGACUAGAGGAGAGGAGAAGAGAAGAGGAAGAAAGGAGGAAGCAGGAAGAGCUGUUACGCAAGCAGGAAGAGGAGGCCGCCAAAUGGGCCCGGGAGGAAGAAGAGGCCCAGCGUAGAUUAGAGGAGAACCGACUGCGGAUGGAAGAAGAGGCAGCCAGGCUUCGGCAUGAAGAGGAGGAGAGGAAGAGAAAAGAACUGGAGCUACAGCGGCAGAAGGAGUUGAUGCGCCAGCGGCAGCAACAGCAGGAGGCCCUGCGGAGGCUACAGCAGCAGCAGCAGCAGCAGCAGCUUGCACAGAUGAAGCUUCCCUCUUCUUCAACAUGGGGCCAGCAGUCUAAUUCGACAACAUGUCAAUCCCAGGCCACAUUAUCAUUGGCUGAAAUUCAAAAACUGGAAGAAGAACGAGAACGACAGCUUCGAGAGGAGCAGCAGAGACGCCAGCAGCGGGAAUUGAUGAAAGCACUCCAGCAGCAACAGCAGCAGCAGCAGCAGCAGCAGAAACUCUCAGGUUGGGGGAACAUCAGCAAGCCUGCAGGAACCACAAAGUCUCUUCUGGAGAUCCAACAGGAAGAGGCCAGGCAGAUGCAGAAGCAGCAGCAGCAACAGCAGCAGCAGCAAACAAACAGAGCCCGGAAUAACACACAUUCCAACCUGCAUACCAGCAUUGGGAAUUCUGUUUGGGGCUCUAUAAAUACCGGUCCUCCUAACCAGUGGGCGUCUGACCUUGUCAGUAGUAUCUGGAGUAAUGCUGACACUAAAAACUCCAACAUGGGAUUCUGGGAUGAUGCAGUGAAAGAGAUGGGACCUAGGAAUUCAACAAAUAAAAAUAAAAACACCUCCAGCCUCAGUAAAUCUGUAGGUGUGUCUAACCGGCAGAAUAAGAAAGUAGAAGAAGAAGAAAAGUUGCUGAAGCUCUUUCAGGGAGUAAAUAAAGCCCAAGAUGGAUUUACCCAGUGGUGUGAACAGAUGCUUCAUGCCCUUAAUACGGCAAAUAACUUGGAUGUUCCCACAUUUGUUUCUUUCCUAAAAGAAGUAGAAUCUCCUUAUGAGGUCCAUGAUUACAUCAGGGCCUACUUAGGAGAUACUUCUGAGGCCAAGGAGUUUGCCAAGCAGUUUCUGGAGCGCCGUGCCAAACAGAAAGCCAGCCAGCAGCGGCAGCAGCAGCAGCAGCAACAGCAGCAGCAGCAGCAGCAGCAGCAGGAUUCUGUAUGGGGGAUGAACCACAGUACACUCCAUUCAGUAUUUCAGACCAAUCAAAGCAACAACCAACAAUCUAGUUUUGAGGCUGUGCAAAGUGGUAAGAAGAAGAAAAAGCAGAAGAUGGUUCGAGCAGAUCCCAGCUUACUAGGGUUUUCAGUCAACGCGUCAUCUGAGCGACUCAACAUGGGUGAGAUUGAGACUCUGGAUGAUUACUGAGUAUCUGCCACUGUGCCGGUCUCCCCUCUCUUGCUGCUGACCAUGGAUUCUCUACCUUGGACACAACACGCACUCACCAUUUGCUCUCUAUUACUCUACAACAAACACAGAACCAGUCAUCUCAGGCUUUUUCUUCUACUCUUUGCGUCCAAGAUUCUUUAAACUGCUGUUGGUGGUGAGCAUCUCAGGCUGUACAUACAUGGACCAGACCUUCUGUCGUGGGUGUGGCAGCUGGGAUCGCUCCCCAGCAGGGCUGACAUUGGCAGCACAUGGCCACUCUGCCAUGAUUCCAUCUACUGUCUCCCGAAAGGGUUUUGGGAUCUGCCAAUAGCAGCUUACUUUUUCUUGUUGCUUUCUUUUCCGUUUUUGUUGUUUUCGUCUUCUUUCCCCUUGCAUAUGGGCAUGAGGUCUCACUGGUGCAGUCAUGAAGAGAGGUAAUGGUUAAUAGAUGUGGGUCAGCAGCAAAGUGCCCCUCUGCAGUGAUUCCAGUGUUGCAGAGGCAGCCAGCAUUCCAUCUGGGGGCUGCAUUGUCACUGCUAACUUUGGAUUGCAUCCGAGGCCUUUGUGGGCGGGGUGUAGGCUGGGCUGGGUUGGUGUUGGAGACCUCUUGCUUAUUCUUUCUGAAUGUCUUUUCAGAGAAAGGAUUCAUGUUGUUCAUGUUUUCUUCAUCUAGUGACUUCUUAGCAAGCUGACUUCUCCCCCGGCAUACUCCAACCUUAUUGGACAAAGGAAAACAUAAGGCCUGGGAGAGAAACUUAUUCUUAAUUUUCCUUUCUUACAAAAACUGAUUUUUUUUUUUCCCAUAAACAUUUUUACUUCAAAGGACUAGGACCAGUUUGUUUUGGGCCCUUCUGUGAAAAUUUGUCUCGUUUAAGAGGCAGCUAGGAUCAUUACCAUAUGUAUGAAUUUGUAUAAUUAUCAUUUAGGGUAGGGAUAAACUUUUGCUUCUGAUAAAAACUCGGAAUUUCAUCUGGUUCCCUAGAGCAUUGUAUGCGUGUUGCGCUGUGGCCCCAAAAAGGUUUUGUUAAGAUUCUGGGAUGGCAUGUUGAAUGCCUUUUCUGAAAGAGAAUAUGUAAAACCUGACCAUCUUUAAGACCUUCAUCCAUGGAAACCACUAUGCAGGAAGAUGCAGUGGGGUGGAGGGGAGGGGCAAGAUGAAAGUGAGAAGCCUGCCCUGGCGUCUGGUUAUGGCACCUCCUACCCUUUCAUGUCAAGUAGAAAUGUACUCAAGCUCUAUUUAUAAACAAGUACUCUUAACUGCCUCUACCAAAUGCCCACAGAACAUCACCUGGAAUGGCCAGUUACACCUCCAUGGGAGCUGUGGGCCGGCUGUCCCUGUACAAGAGGCACUGUGUUGGCAGCUCCUAGGAGAAGCACCUUUCCUUUCUGUCAUCAGUGCCUGGAGAAGGCUGGAGUUGCUCUGAGAGCAGUUUGGUUUUUGGAGGAUUAUAUUUGGUUUCUAUUUUUAUUAUUUGGAAUCACCAGUCUCCCUAUCCCUUCUUGCCUCCCUCCCUCCUAAACAUGUACAAUAACUAUACAGAGACUGCUACAAACUUGUAUAUAGUUUUUGGAUCAAAUAGCAUGAGGAGAUGGGAGACCAUUCAGAUUUGGGACUCCUCUCCUUUGCUUUGUAAAUUCAAAAGUGGGGGGUGGGGAAGAGGGAUAGUUAAAAUGUUUACAAAACUUUAAGCUCACUCGGAACUUUUGCCAGUGUGGAGGAAAAUAAAAAAGAACUUAAAUAAA